GGGCACACCCAGACACACACCCACCCCCCGGCGCCGCCUCCGCCAGCGGCAGGGGGAAAAGGAAAGCGAAAGCGGCGGCGCUGCUCGGGGAGCGCGGCUGCCAGCGGGGCUGCCAGCGGCGCAGCGCAGGACCUGUCGCCGUGCGGAGCGCUCGGCUGCCGCUGCAAUGGAUUUAACAAGUUCCCCCCUACCUUUGGAAGAGAAUGGGUUUAGGAUGAUACCCCCUGACCCUUGUGACACAUCAAUAGAUGAGAUGGAAGGACUUAAAGAAGAACUGAAGAAAUGGAAGGAAAGAGUUGAAAGAGCUGAGAAAGCAAAAGCUGACCUUCUUCUUGCUAAAACAAGUGCUGAUGAAGAGUACUUUAAAGCAGAGGAGGAGUUGACCAAACUGAAGGACUUGCAAGAGAAACAGCAUAAGCAACAAGUCAACAUAAUCAACCAAGAGAAUGCUGAGCUGAAGAGUGAAAUCGAGCUGCUCCAAGAAGACCUGGUGAAAUACAGCUCGUUGCUGUCACAGUGUGGUCAGAUCAAGAAAAAGGUGGCAGAAGUGCAGAUGAAAUUCAGUCACAUGGAAGGCAAGAAGGAUGAUUGUCUGGACAUGGACACUCACUGUCAUUUUACUGUAAGGACAAAAAUCCCCUUCAGACUGAAUCAAAAGCAAGCACUGAUCACUUUUGAGGAUGAAGAAGUUGCCCAAAGGCUGCUGAAAAAGGGGAAGCACACUCUGAUCCUGGACAACAAAGCAACAGAUGUGAAAGUGAUCCCUCUCAAACUUGAAAUGGGCUUCAGGUUUGAGCUCCAUGUCACUAUUUCUGGGAAGAAGAUCAAUGUUUCAGAAAUACCUGAUCUAUCCAUCCCUGAUGAGUGGAUGAGAGACAAAUUAGAGCUGAAUUUCUAUAAGCCUGGACAAGGAGGAGGAGGAGAAGUAGAAGCUGUGAAAUACGACAGGGAGUCUAGAUCAGCUGGUAUUACAUUCCUCAAACCUGGAGCAGCUCAAAGCAUUGCAAGGUGCACUAAAUACCCGUUCCUUGUAAGUAGAAGGUGCUUCAGGCUCUCUGUGUCCCCAGACACCAACACACACUUGGAGAAACUUCAGGUCUACUGUGGGAUUUCUAAGAAGACCCUUCUGCUGAAAGGAAUUAAAGGGAUGGAUGAUGAUGAUGAAGAAAGUGUCCAGGACAUGAUUGAAAUUCAUUUUCAAAGGCCCAGUAAUGGUGGUGGGGAAAUAGAAGCAAUCAAAUACGUAUCAAAUGGAGCAAUGUGGGCUUGUUUUGAGGAGGACAGUUAGAAUGCCAGGAAAGAAAGUGGAAGUUGAACUCAGGAAGUUCUGCCUCUUUCUUUUUUUGCUUCAUCAGAGGCAGAGGACAUUCUGUAGGCAUUGUGCUUUAAAGUACUGAAGUUUAUACUUGAAAAAGAACUGCUUAUCCUUCUGAUCUGUGGAACAGCAAAUUCAAACUCACUGCUGGCUGCUUCAGAGGUGAAGCUGAUGAAAGCUUUUACCAGUACUCGACACUUUUAAGACCUUGCAAACUUUAGGAAGGUCUCCUGCUCCACAGUGGGUUAAAUCUACUCCUUCUUACUCUUUGGUUGCAAAAGCCAUAUGUAAUCUCACUCAAAAAGUGUCCUCACAGCCCUGCUUUUAUCAAGUGCCUUAACUUCAGGAGGUGGCUCUGAAAGAAGUGCAGCCCUGCUGAGGCUGCUGUGGGCUGCCAUACCUCAAAUCCCUGAAGACAAUUUUCCUGUCAUUACCUAAAAUCUGCAUUCUCAAAAGUAGAGUAGGAAAUGGAGAGUGUAAAACCACCACAGAUUUACUCAAGAAACUGCACCUUAGAGUAAAGGUUAUAGCAGAAAUACUGCUUUAAGCUGUCAAAAAGCUGUUUCCUAGGGUCAGAGCCUCUGAUAACUUAAUAGCCAGCAAGUUAAUAUUAAGUCCCCAGGUUCCCCUUUGGUUUGCAGUUUGUCCUUCAGUUCUUCUUCUAAAAGACCUUGGCAAUAAAACAGAAAUGGCACAUUA
Pogoniulus pusillus (Red-fronted tinkerbird) is the source of this 2014-nucleotide messenger RNA. RefSeq names its product N-myc and STAT interactor (gene NMI). The transcript has 10 exons. Gene Ontology annotation, cellular component: cytoplasm. NCBI's taxonomy places the organism in Eukaryota, Metazoa, Chordata, Aves, Piciformes, Lybiidae. The record is from RefSeq and is a predicted model, not a curated record. Bases 167 to 1288 code for a protein of 373 amino acids.